AUGGAGUACCCUGGGGGCCCCUGCGGGCGGCUCUCCUCCGCCUAUGCGCGCCGGCGGCUCUACAACAGACUGGCCCUCGAGGGGCCCCUCGGGGGGCCCCCCGGGGGGCCCCCCGGGGGGCCCCCCGGGGGCCCCCUUCUGCAGCAAGACCGCAGCAGCAGCUUGUUAGGAAGAACUACUUCCCCAACUUUAAGGGCCCAAGAAGCAGCAAUUCGCAGCCAAAUGCGCAGAGCCAACUCGGGGGCCCCCAGCAGCCCGGGGCCCCCCCCCCUGGGCCGCCACAGCGCGGCCCGCGCCGCCUCGCGGAGGGGCCCCCGGGGGCCCCCCGGGGGGCCCCCCGGGGGGCCCCCCGGGGGGGCUCCCCUGGGGCCCCUCCAGGGGGCCCCGGGGGCCCCCGGGGGCCCCUUUGGGGGCCCCCAGGACUCCCCGGAAAGAGAUAAAAGCCCCACUUUCAGGGCCCCCUUUUUCUGUCCUGGAGAGGAAAACAAGGGGGCCCCCUGUUGGCUGCUGCUGCACGAAGAAGACGUGCAGCAGCAGCUGCCAAGGGGGGCGAAGCUGAGGCCCAGUGGGGGCCCCUCUCGCAGCAGCAGCAGCAGCGCAGCAGCGCAGCAGCCCAGGGCGCGCUGCAGCAGCAGCAGCAGCAGCAGCAGCAGCAGCAACCGCGCAGGCCUCGAGACCCCCAGACACCCGAAAAGGAGCCCCAGCAAAGAGGCCGAUCUCCCCGAAGGCGAUUCAGCUGUACCACAAGGAGGCCGCGAAGCUGUGGGCGCGGGCUACCAGCAGCAGCAGCAGCAGCAGCAGCAGCAGCAGCAGCAGCAGCAAGAUGGGGACACGAGGCGUCCAUUGUACCCUUCAGGAAGCAGCGGGGGGCCCCCCACGGAUUUCCCCGAAAGUACCCUAAAGGGGGCCCCCAAGGACUUUGGAAAUUCUCCUUUUUUGUUUUCGGGGGGCCCCCCUUCCUUUGGGGCCCCCAAUGGCGACAGCGACCUGGAGACACAAAAGGGUACUGAAGACCACUGGGGCCCCCCAGACAACAGGGGCCCCCAGGGCUCCCAGGGGGGCCUUGGGGGCCCCUAUGGGGGCCCCCAGGAGUACGGGGGCCCCCAAGGGUACCGGGGACCCGAAGAGCACAGGGGCCCCCCGGAGUAUGGGGGCCCCCAAGACGACAGGGGCCCCCAUGACGACAGGGGCCCCCAGGAGUAUAGGGGCCCCCAGGAGUACAGGGGCCCCCAAGACGACAGGGGCCCCCCGGAGUAUAGGGGCACCCAAGAGUAUAGGGGCCCCCAAGAGUACAGGGGCCCCCAAGAGUUCAGGGGCCCCCAAAAGGACAGGGGCCCCCAGGAGUACAGGGGCCCCCAGGAGUACAGGGGCCCCCAGGAGGAGAGGGGCCCCCAGGGUUUGGAUUUGAGAAUAUCUGAGACCCAACUGAGGGCCAAAAUGGAGUUGGAAAGAUCUCGAAGAGGACAACGUGGGGCUGUUGAGGGGCCCCUGCAUGCGCCCUAUGCCACUUGGGGCUCUGAGGCUCCCUUAGACACUGCGGAGGAAAGACAAAAGAAAAAGUUCAAAGAAGAAAUGAAAGAAGAAUUAAAACAAAGACAAAGGAAUAUGGAGCCCCUUUCCGUCACAGAAAGAGCAGCGGCAAAGGCAGAAAUUUUGGGCUGGCAAACAAAAGCACAAAAUUAUUAUUUGCUUUACCAGCGGCUGCUGCAGCGGCAGCAGCCCCUGGAGUCACAAGUCCUAAAACUCACCAAAGACUUAGCUGUUGCAAAAGAGGCCAAAAACAACUCGCGCAUGCAGUCCCCAAACCCUGCGACGCAUGCAGAGCCCAGCCAGGCAGUGUGGGGCCCCACAGACGGCCAGCUGUCUGCAGACUACAAAGAGCUGCUGCAGUGUUUGCUGGGGGUCUGCAGCAGCAUAACUCCUGUCUUUGCCCACCAAGUGCAGCAGCAGCAGCAGCAGCAGCAGCAGCAGCAGCAGCAGCAGCAGGGGGGGCCCCCGGGGGGCCCCCCCCCCAUUGUCGCGCAUAUGAUUAAUGCUGUCGAAUUUGUUGCUGCAUGCAGCCACCAAAGUGCAGCAAUAGAAAGGGCCCGGCAGCAGCUUUGGGCGGUGCUGCAGGGGCUGCCGGCGAGCUGCUGGGCCCACGCGCAGCAGCAGCAGCAGCAGCAGCAGCAGCAGCAGCAGCAGCAGCAGCAGGGCGGCGGCAGGGCGAGGGGCAGAUCUCUCAGCAGCUGCAGCAGACACACGGGGACCCGCAGCAGCUCUCGCCGUGUCUCUUUUGUCUCUUCUGACGAAGACAGCAGCAGCAGCAGCAACAGCAGCAGCAGCAGCAAACGGGGGGCCCCCAGAGGGGCCCCAAGCAGCCCCAGUGGACAUCUCCAUGCAGCAGCAGCCCCCCAGCAGUGGCCCACGUGA
Eimeria necatrix is the source of this 2412-nucleotide messenger RNA. RefSeq lists its product as hypothetical. The transcript has 9 exons. Lineage: Eukaryota; Apicomplexa; Conoidasida; Eucoccidiorida; Eimeriidae. The record is from RefSeq and is a predicted model, not a curated record. Bases 1 to 2412 code for a protein of 803 amino acids.